UCUUCCGUUCCUCCAUUCCCGUUUCCAUGCUACAUUGGUGAUAAUGCUUAUUGUGCUAGCCAGCCGUCAAGCUUUAGAUUUAAUUAUUUAAUUGUUGGUUGACUUUGUCAACUGGUUAGUGUUUUUGAUCUGUUUGUCCACAGAGAAACAAAAGCAUUCUCCAUUGCUUGCCUAUACAUCAUUUUCUUUCUUGUCUUGAUAACUGAUUCUGCUUCUGAAGACUUAACCAUGGUGGCGGAGCUCUUUCUUUCUGCUUUUCUCCAGGUGCUGUUUGACAGGCUGGCGUCCAGGGAGUUGCUGAAAUUUGCCUUUCAGGAGGGGGUUGGUUCGAAGCUAAAGAAAUGGAGAAAAACAUUGAAGAUGAUCGAAGCAGUACUCAAUGAUGCUGAGGAGAAGCAACUGACAGACACGGCUGUGAAAUUAUGGCUGGACGAUCUCAAAGACCUGGCUUAUGAUGUGGAGGACAUACUAGAUGAGUUUGCAACUGAUGCUUUAGGCCGCAAGUUUGUGGCGGAAGAUCAGGCUAGCACUAACACUAGUAAGGUUCGGAGCUUCAUCCGUGAUAAAAUCAAUACUUUGAGCCCAAGUGCUCUUAAGUCCAACGUUAGCAUGGGGUCAAAGAUAAAAGAUAUCACUCGCCGGAUGGAAGAUCUCUGUAAACAAAGAACUGAUCUUGGAUUGGAGAAGAUUGCAGGACGGUCGUCCUUUGCCGGACCAGAAAGACUUCCAUCAUCGACAUGUUUGCCAAUUGAACCUGCUAUUUUCGGCAGAGACGAAGAUAAAGCCGGAAUAAUAAAAAAGAUGUCAACUGCCGAAUCAAGUGAAGCCAACUUCCUAGUUAUUCCCAUUGUUGGCAUGGGAGGCCUUGGCAAAACGACCCUUGCCCGGUUUGUGUAUAAUGACAAGGCAAUGGAAGAUUUCAAGUUCGAGACAAAAGCAUGGGUUUGUGUCUCUGACGGUUUCGAUAUUUUGAGAAUCUCAAAAGCAAUUCUCGAGUCUAUAACUCUUUCACCUUGUGAUUUGAAGGAUCUAAAUCAAGUGCAGCUUCAACUAAAAAGAGCAAUAGCUGAGAAAAAGUUCUUGCUGGUUUUGGAUGAUGUUUGGAACACUAACUAUGGCUUAUGGGAAACCUUGAAAUCUCCCUUUAUGGCUGGAGCAUCUGGAAGUAAGAUCAUUGUGACCACACGCAACGAAAGUGUUGCAUCAAUGGUUGCACCCGGUGGCGAAUACAAGUUAAAUCUUCUAUCAGAUGAUAAUUGCUGGUCCAUUUUCAUGAAGCAUGCAUUUCAAGGAAGAGAUAUUGCUUUAUGUCAAAAUUUAGAGCUGAUUCGGGAGAAAGUAGUUGAAAAGUGCAAAGGUUUGCCUUUGGCAGCAAGGACUCUUGGUGGCCUUCUACGCUCAAAGAAGAGGUAUGAUGACUGGAAUGAUAUACUGAAUAGCAAAAUCUGGGAUUUACCUGAUGAAAAUGAGAUACUGCCUGUUUUGAAACUAAGCUAUCACCACCUUCCUGCACAUACCAAGACAUGUUUUGCUUAUUGUUCAAUUCUACCAAAAGGUUAUGAAUUUGAAGAAAAAGAAGUUGUCUUGUUAUGGAUGGCGGAAGGUCUUAUUCAAGAAUCAAAAGAUCACAAACAAUUGGAAGAUUUGGGCUGUGCGUAUUUUGCUGAUCUUGUUGCAAGGUCAAUUUUUCAAAAGUCAAGUGCUCAUAAUUCUAAAUUUAUAAUGCAUGACCUUGUCAGUGAAUUGGCUCAAUGGGUUUCCGGAGAAACAAGUUUUAGGAUGGAAGAUGGAAUGGGGGCAAACAAGCAAAGACAAAAUGUUGAAAGGGUACGUCAUUUUUCUUAUACUUCUAAGCCUUUUGAUGGUAUAAAGAAAUUUGAGGAUUUCCAUGAGCUUAAACAAUUAAGAACAUUCCACCCUUUUGUCUUACGUUAUAAUGAUAUCUUUGAUCAUUAUUAUAUAACAAAUGUGGUGCUCACUGAUUUGUUGUUGAAGUUCAAAAAAUUGAGAGUGUUGUCUUUAAAACGAUAUUAUAUCACGAGGAUUCCUGAUUCAAUUGGAGAAUUGAAACACUUGAGAUAUCUUAAUCUUUCUUACACAAUGAUAAAAUACUUGCCCAAAUCAACAAGUUCUCUAUUCAACCUGCAAAGUUUACUUUUACGAGAAUGUUAUUGUCUCAUGAAAUUGCCUAACAUGGAACACCUGAUCAAUCUGCGUCACCUUGACAUUGGAGGUGUAAAUCAGAUAAAAGAGAUGCCAUUAGGAAUUAAAGAGUUGAGAUGCUUGCGGACUUUGUCUAAUUUUAUUGUGAGUAAGAAUGUUGGAUCGAACUUGAAAGAUUUGAAAGAUUUAAAGUUUCUCACCGAAGAGCUUUGCAUUUCAGGAUUAAAAAAUGUAGCUAAUUCACGAGACAUUGGACAAGCCAUAUUAAGUGAUAAAAAAGGUUUAAAGGUAUUGUCUCUAGAAUGGGGGUCUCAUGUUGAAGACUCAAGAGAUGAGAUUGAAGAGGAAAGUGUACUUAACAUGCUUCAACCACAAGAAAAUAUAGAAGAGUUCACUGUUAAAGGCUACUGCGGUAAGAAAUUUCCAUCUUGGAUAGGAGAUUCAUCUUUAUCCAAAAUGGUUGUUUUACGAUUGGAGAGUUGUGUAAACUGUACAUUUUUACCUUCUCUUGGAAAAUUAAGGUCACUCAAAGAUCUCACUAUUAAAAGGAUGACAAAAAUAAUAAGUAUUGGUUUUGAGGUUUAUGGAGAGAGCUACUUGAAGCCUUUUCAGUCACUAGAGACUCUUUUUUUUGAAGAUUUGCCAGAAUGGAAGCUUUGGGAGCAAUUGAAAGAAAGUGAGGAUGCUGGAAUUUUCCCUUGCCUCCGCAAGCUUUCAAUUGUCAAAUGCCCCAAACUCACGGGAAAGUUACCUGAGAAUCUUCCUUCGUUGGAGGAACUUGUAAUUCAUGAAUGCCCUCAAUUGUUGGUGCCUUCAAGCAGAAACCUUCCAAGUCAUGCCAACUUACAAAGAGAUGCCUGCAAAGAGACAAUGGGUAGUAAUCUGAUUGACUGCAAUUCACUUAACUCUGUGACUCCAGAAAAAAAUUCAGAGUUUGGUAAUUGGAUAAAGCAAGCGUGUCAGAAAGUGGAACGACUACGUAUCAUGGAUUGUGAGAAACUCAUAUGUUUGUGGCAGAAUGAGAUUUCUCUUGAGAAGCCUCCACAAGGGUGGCAAAGCUGCAGCUCCCUCAAAACACUCCUUAUUCAAGAUUGCUCAACUCUUGUUUCAUUUCCAGAGAUUGGUUUAUUUCCCAGUCUAUGUGAACUUGAGAUUAAGAAUUGCAAUGUGCUAACAUUCUUACCAGUUGGAAUGUGGCAUGGCAAUACAAAUCUUGAAAGUUUACGGAUCCAAGGAUGUCAUUCUCUGACAUUCAUUAUAAAAGGUCAGCUACCUCCAUCUCUUAAACGACUUGCAAUAUAUAAUUGUGAGAAGUUACAGAUUUUGUUUGAUGAUACAGAGGAUAUUUCUCCUCCUUCAUCUUCAAUGAUGCAAAAUGCGUUCAUUAGCAACACCAGGACAUCUGCACUUGAGCGCUUGCUUAUUUUUAACUGUCCAUCUCUCACGGCUUUAUCAUUAAAAGGACAGUUACCUGUUUCGCUCACACUUCUUGUAAUUCAUAAAUGCUUAAAGCUAGGGUCGAUAGUAGAGAGGUUUGACAGCAACAUAUCUCUAAGAUCACUAGAAGUCAGGGGAUGUGAAAAUCUUAGUUCCUUGCCUCAGGGACUAUACAAUCUUAACCAUCUUCAUGAAAUUGAACUUGCGGCUUGUUCAAAUCUUGUUUGCUUCCCAGAAGGAGGGCUUCCCAACACUAUUUUAGAUGUUUCAAUCUUUGGAUGUAAGAAACUUAGAGAGCUUCCUGAAGGCUUUCACAAUCUGAGUUGUCUCCAAGAUUUAACAAUAAUAGAUUGUCCAAGUAUUAAAUCAUUUGCAGCAGAAGGUUUUCUUAGCAACCUAAGAUCACUAACUGUUUAUGAUAAUCUUGAAAUCUAUAAGACUUUGAAGGAGUGGGAAUUGCACAGGCUCACCUGCCUUACAAGGCUGGAAAUAGGCGGAUUUCCUGAUGUUGUAUCUUUCCCAGAAGACGAGAUGGGAAUGAUGCUGCCAACCUCUUUAAUUGAGCUAUACAUUGAAGAAUUUCCAAACUUGAAAUGCUUAUCUUUCAGGGGUUUUCAAGACUUAGCUUCUCUUGAAAAAUUGUGGAUCAGUAAUUGCCCGCAGCUUUCAUCCUUUCCGGGGGGCCUAACAUCCUCACUUCUACGAUUAUGCAUUUAUGAUUGUCCACUGCUGUUAAAACAGUUCAAAAGGGAUAAAGGACGAGAAUGGCCUAAGAUAGCUAAUAUCCCUUGCGUUGAAAUAGAUGGCAAAUUCAUCUAUGAUUCAGAGGAGGAUUGAGCUAUGUUUGAUCUCAGAUACAAAUAAUGAAUACUUGUGAUGCUUGAACUUGGUGUUACAUGGAUUCAGGUUUUUUUUGAUGAUUUUAACUUUGUUAAACAUUAUAUGUAUUCUCCUGAAGACUCUAACUAAUGACAUAGAUCAUUAAACCUGUAACUCUCGUCUCUCAGAUUUUGUCUCUGGGAAUUGAAGCUUCUAUCCUCUCUUGCGUGAUUCAAGUCAUCUCUUCUCCAUAUCCGGCUUCUCCAGCUAUUGGCGGCUCGAUGAAUGCUCGGAAAGAUCGGCUUUGGCAUACGACAUCUCCAAUUAGUCAAUUUUAUUUACUUAAUUAGAGUUGGUUUUACUUUUUCUGUCUUGUUGUUCUUGCGUUAUCAAGCACUGAUAAUCGAUUUUUAUGGUGGAGAUAUAUGGUUUUUUGGUGGCAUUAUUUUUGUGAACUAUCGUUUUUCUGUACCAUAUUAAUUUGGUGGAUUAUUGCAUGUCGAAAACUUAGUAUUGGACAUGUUGAAAGCAAUCUCUGUACCGUAUUUGAUGGACUAUUGUUUUUCUCUACUAUCAGAACAAGGGAUACAUAGGAGAACCAUAAACUUAGUAUCGGACUAUUAGUUUUCCUGUAGUGUUUGGUAUGUGUUUUUCUGUUGAGGUUGACAUGGUAAGUAGUUGUUUUGCUUUUCUUUUUGCAUA
Messenger RNA from Mangifera indica (mango), 5121 nucleotides. RefSeq names its product putative disease resistance protein At3g14460. The transcript has 2 exons. The coding region runs from base 229 to 4437 and encodes 1402 amino acids. Gene Ontology annotation, biological process: defense response to other organism. The record is from RefSeq and is a predicted model, not a curated record. Gene Ontology annotation, molecular function: ADP binding. NCBI's taxonomy places the organism in Eukaryota, Viridiplantae, Streptophyta, Magnoliopsida, Sapindales, Anacardiaceae.